CCGGACAUUAGUCAGCGUGUGUUCCGCGGUUCAGUGCGUCGUGACGUGGUGCUCGAACUCGUAACCAGUUCGCCGAGGAGAAGAGCAGCAGCAGGCAAAAUGAAAGACGAUAAAACGAUGAAAACGCCCGUGCAGCAAUGGUACGCGGGGAAAACGAUUUUCGUCACCGGAGGGUCCGGUUUCAUGGGCAAGGUGUUGCUGGAAAAGCUGCUCUACUCGUGCUCGGACCUCAAACGGAUCUACGUGUUGAUGCGCCCGAAGCGUGGCAAGACGCCACAGACCCGUAUCGAUGAUUGGCUCAAGUUGGCGGUUUUCAAACGGAUCAAGGAGGAGAAACUGGAUGUGUAUAAGAAGCUGGUGCCGAUACCGGGCGACGUAACGAGCGACCAGCUCGGCAUCAGCCCGGACCACGAACAGCUGCUGGUGGACGAGGUGGAAGUGGUGUUCCACUGUGCGGCCACACUGAAGCUGGAGGCAAAGCUGAAGGAUGCGAUUGAGAUGAACACGGUCGGAACGCGCCGCAUACUUGACCUCUGCCAGCGAAUGCAGCGCCUCCAAGCACUGCUCCAUCUGUCGACCGCCUUCUGUUACUGCGAUAAGGAAGUGCUCACCGAGAAGGUGCACGACUUUCAUCACAAUCCGUACGAUCUGAUGCGUACCGUCGAGUGGAUGGAUGAGAAGGCGCUGGACACGAUCACGCCGAGCCUGCUCCCGCCUCAUCCGAACACAUACACCUACUCGAAGCGGUUGGCCGAGAUGCUGGUGCGCGACGCCUAUCCCAACCUGCGCGUUUGCAUCGUGCGUCCCAGCAUCGUGUGCCCUGCCAACGCUGAGCCCGUCGAAGGAUGGGUCGACAGUUUGAAUGGCCCCGUCGGUAUUAUGGUGGCGGGCGGCAAGGGUAUCAUACGAUCGAUGCUGUGCAAUGGUGAAUACAAUGCGGAGGUCAUCCCGGUCGAUUUGGCCAUCAACGGGCUCAUCACGAUCGCCUACACGAUGGGACAAAUGGCCCAGAUGCCAUCCGAAAUCCCGGUGUACAACAUCACGUGCCGUGAAACGAAACGGACCACCUGGAAGGAGGUGCUGGACCUGGGCAAAGCGACCGCCUACGAGUACCCGUUCGAAGCCGGCGUCUGGUAUCCGGACGGGGACAUUACUCUGAACAAAACCUACCACACCAUAUGCGUCAUGCUGUUCCACUGGUUGCCCGCUUACCUGAUCGAUUUCCUUAUGAUGUGCUUUGGCCAGAAGCGAUUCAUGUGCCGGAUCCAGAAUAUGGUUACGGAAGGAUUGAGCCUGCUGCAGUUCUUCACCACCCGGCAGUGGGACUUUAAAUCGGUGCACUAUCAAGCGAUCGCCCAGAACCUGUCGGCGGAGGAUAACGUCAUCUUCACGAUGGACACCGAUGCGAUCGACACGAAGGACUACCUCCGGCGGAUCAUUCUAGGCGGGCGGCAGUUCUGCAUGAGGGAACCACUGUCCACGCUACCGAAGGCCCGCAUCCAGCUGAAGAUGCUGUACGUGCUGGACAAGGUGGCCAAAGCGUUCAUGCUGUACUUCCUGGCGUGGCUGUUCCUGUCCGUCACCGGGCUGAAGGCGCCAGUCUACGAGAUGCUCGGAUGGGCUUAGGAGUUUGCACGCACCUUAAUCCCUUCUUCGACGAUAUUGCUCCUCUGCUGGGAACGGGGUACCCUUAUGGUUCAGUUUGACACGCUCAGUCGUCGCUGGUGUGUUUCGUGUUUUGUUUUUAUUUGUUUUCCUUUCCAAGAUUACAUGACAAUAAACGAGAUAAACUUAA
This is a messenger RNA of Anopheles bellator, 1795 nucleotides long. RefSeq names its product putative fatty acyl-CoA reductase CG5065. Gene Ontology annotation, cellular component: peroxisome. Gene Ontology annotation, biological process: long-chain fatty-acyl-CoA metabolic process. Gene Ontology annotation, molecular function: alcohol-forming very long-chain fatty acyl-CoA reductase (NADP+) activity. NCBI's taxonomy places the organism in Eukaryota, Metazoa, Arthropoda, Insecta, Diptera, Culicidae. The coding region runs from base 100 to 1626 and encodes 508 amino acids. The record is from RefSeq and is a predicted model, not a curated record. The transcript has 8 exons.